This is a messenger RNA of Limulus polyphemus (Atlantic horseshoe crab), 1700 nucleotides long. RefSeq names its product interferon regulatory factor 2-binding protein-like A. Lineage: Eukaryota; Metazoa; Arthropoda; Merostomata; Xiphosura; Limulidae. Gene Ontology annotation, cellular component: nucleus. Gene Ontology annotation, molecular function: transcription corepressor activity. The record is from RefSeq and is a predicted model, not a curated record. The transcript is spliced from 2 exons. Gene Ontology annotation, biological process: regulation of transcription by RNA polymerase II. The coding region runs from base 126 to 1631 and encodes 501 amino acids.
GUCUUGCUUUCCUACGUAAAGCUCGGGUAAGGGUUUAUAGCUCAGUAUCUCUCAGAUUAGUAGGUUAGGAACUUACGGUUAUAACAAAACUGGCAAGCAUCAGGAUAAGUUAACUGAAUACUUCCAUGGUGAAAAUGUCUGCUUUGUCUCGUGGACACAGGCAGCAGUGCUACCUGUGUGACUUGCCUAGAAUGCCAUGGGCUAUGUUGAACGACUUUUCGGAAGCUGUGUGCCGAGGCUGCGUGAACUAUGAAGGGGCCGAUCGUAUCGAGCUCAUCAUCGAAACAGCUCGCCAAAUGAAACGGGCCCACGGGUUUCAGGAUAGUAGACAACCCUAUAAAUCCCAGCCGUCCUCACUAGCCAGUAGAAAUAAUCACGAUGCCCUAAACGGGGCGGUGGUAUCAGCGGAAGCAACGGUUAUGCCAUCUCACGCUUCCACUAUGACUGCAGUUGCAGUCUCACAAACAACAGUUGCUGUUGACAGGUUCGGUUCGCACGAUGGCCGCCCGCGUGCACUGUUGGAAUACAGUAACCAGCGCUUGCCAGGACACAGAGUAUAUGAUGUUCCCCAUGAUGCCACAACAGUGGCUUUCAGUCGAGGAAGUCCAAGUUUAUCUAUUCGAGCACUUCCACCAUCGGCCAUGGCAAUGGCAACACAUGUGACACUGUCUGCUCCGGCCGGUCGCCAAAAUUCUUUGUUAGACAAACGGUCAAGUGAAAGAGAUGAGGAUGAAAGCUCUCUCAGUACAAGCGGUUCAGAGAAUAACCAUAAACGGGCGUUGUUGGACAACCAUGCUGCCGGCCGACCUCCCUUAACACGAGGAGAAAGCCUUCCAGCUGCUGUGAUGGGGAUCCCGUUUGAUGCCCGGUACAAGAAAGAUCACCACAUGGUUGGAAGGAUGUGUUCUUUUGAUGCCGCUGUGGCUUCAAGCUUGAAAUCUGUCACUGCAACUGCAGCUUUCACAAAUGUUUCCAACGCUUCUAGUCACUCGGUUCCAUCUGCUCAUUUAAUGAACAGUCGUUCAUCCAAAUCUCCAGAGGUUACUGCACCAGGUAUAUCACAAAAUGGCUCAUCGCCAAUGGCAGCUCUUAUAUCUGCUGCUGAUAGUAUCCCUCCUGGUUCACCACGAAUUGGUAUUACUGGUACUGAGAUGGUGUCACCCACUGGUGGAGCUAAUAGGCCAUCAUCUACAAAUCGUCACUCUCCUAAUGGAGUGCCUUCUGGUUCCGGGAAGAAAACACCCAGUGGAGGUCGUCAUAACUCUGUAAGUUCAAACACGGACCCAGAAGCCAAUAACACUAACAUGACUUCAGCCACAUCCACCACAACUUCAUCUGAUACACUUCACACAGCAACAGGUCUGAAGUGCACGUUGUGCAAUGGGAGGCUGGAGGACACCCAUUUUGUACAGUGCCCAUCAAUUCAACUUCACAAGUUCUGCUUCCCAUGUUCACGUGAGAGCAUAAAAAGUCAGGGAGCAGUCAGCGGAAACGAAGUUUAUUGCCCAAGUGGAGAAAAGUGUCCUCUGGUGGGAUCUAAUGUUCCUUGGGCCUUCAUGCAGGGAGAAAUUGCUACUAUUCUAGGUGAUGACCUGGCUUCCGGAAAAGUAAAGAAGGAAAAAGAAACAUAGUGAAGAAAGUAUUGUUUUUCGGAUAUAAAUUAGAACAAAAGGAAGAGUUUUCAAAGUCGUUCCUUUAAA